Trachemys scripta elegans is the source of this 672-nucleotide messenger RNA. RefSeq lists its product as uncharacterized. The record is from RefSeq and is a predicted model, not a curated record. The coding region runs from base 1 to 672 and encodes 223 amino acids. NCBI's taxonomy places the organism in Eukaryota, Metazoa, Chordata, Testudines, Emydidae. The transcript is spliced from 6 exons.
AUGUACAUGCAGAAUCAAGACAAAGCAUUGUAUCUUGCUUCUGAAGAAAAUAUCCCACUGGCAUCACGAUGUUGGCUCUGGAAAAAGAAAAGAAAUUCUGUGUUUCCUGAAGCUGAAAGCCAGAGCAAAGCAGAGGUUUGGGUGCAAACAGUUAUCCCUUCAAGCUCUCAAGUAACUGAAGAUUCACUGAGGAGUGAUGUAGAACCUAAAUCACAGGCAACCAUUACCUCAUCUGUUCCUCUACCGGGCAGCGUUACUGCCUACUUGGAUGAAAUGCAAGUCCAUCCUUCAUGUGCUAUUAAAAGUAUUAUGAUUGAUGAAGAAACUGGACAGGUCGAAAUUGGGCAAGGAGAAUCUUGGCUGAACAAACUUAGAAUCAACAGGAACAAGUUGGCAUUUUUGAAGUGCCUGAUUGGGUGGAAAGGAAACAAAACAGCAGUGGAAAAAGUAGAUCCUCCAAACGCUCCUGGAGUUUGCUCUCAUGACAACCAUAGACCGCAUGAGCUGGAUGGAUGCAUGGCAAAAGAAGAACAACCAUAUAUUCCAUACAAGUUAGCUAAAUUAUAUAUUACCAAGAUUGUAAAAGAUAUGCAACAAAUGAAAAUCAGACACAUGAAGGUAAUCAAAGAAUUGGACUCUAUAAGAAAAGAUAGCCAGGUAAUUCUCUUGUAA